AUGCUGUCCAACAUCCUUCGCAGCACCACGCGCCAGCGCGCCCGGGUGGUCGUCCAGCGGCUGGGGUCCCAGGCACCCAAGCCGGGGAUGUCGCCCGUGGCCAUGCCACGGUCCUGCCAGACUUUGGCGAUCCCACGGCCCCGGCCGAUACUCUGCUGGAGGCGCUCCAUCUUUGGGGCCUCCUUGCUGAUCGCCUCCUGUGGGAUGCUUGCGCAAGCACCCACGGCCUUGUCCCUCGGCCGGGACGCCAAGGCAGCAAAGUGCGAGGAAAGUCCUGCGCCGAUCCCUGAGAAGGUCCAGAAGGAAACCGAGCCAAAGCCCAGCCCCCUUGGCACGAUCCUGAAG
Symbiodinium natans is the source of this 345-nucleotide messenger RNA. Lineage: Eukaryota; Dinophyceae; Suessiales; Symbiodiniaceae. The record is from the annotation of a GenBank genome assembly.